GUGUCCAUGCGACCCGGAGGAAUUUGACUAACGGACAAGAUGGACGCCGCAUCAAUGCUUUUAGUCGCCAGUGUUUUGAACAAAUUAUUUAGUUUUUAGCGUCUUUAAGUUCAUGUGAAGUCCAUCGUGUGUUUAAUAUCUUAUAGAUUAAAGAGUAUUUAAGCUUUAAGAAACAAAGAGGCGUCAGUAAAGUAGAUUUUAAGGCAACAUGGCGCUGUCCACACACGAGAGUUUCACCGGUGAGAUCACAACAGGUGAGCUGUCCCCGUGUGUCCCGGGACAGACGGGGACAGCUUCCACCCGGGAGGAGGCGGACGGACCCGGCGGGGAACGGACUCUGGUGUCCGGCUUCAAGCAGAUGAAGCUGGAGAAAGAAGCUCAGAAGAACUGGGACUUGUUCUACAAAAGAAACACCACGAACUUCUUCAAGGACAGACACUGGACCUGCAGAGAGUUCGAAGAGCUCCGAGCCUGCAGAGAGUUUGAGUCCCAGAGGCUGGUUCUGCUGGAGGCCGGCUGCGGUGUGGGGAACUGCCUCUUCCCCCUGCUGGAGGAAGACCUGAACAUCUUUGUUUACGCCUGUGACUUCUCUCCACGAGCUGUUGAGUUUGUCAAACGAAACCCUCUGUUCUGCCCUGAGCGCUGCUGUGCCUUCCAGUGCGAUUUAACCAAAGACGAUCUGAAGACAAAUGUCCCGGAGGGCAGCGUGGACGUCGUCACUCUCAUCUUCGUUCUGUCGGCCGUCCAUCCAGAUAAGAUGAAGCUGGCUUUGCAGAACAUCAGCAGGGUGCUGAAGCCUGGAGGCCUUGUCCUGUUUAGAGACUAUGGGCUGCACGACCACGCCAUGCUGCGCUUUAAAGCAGGCAGCAAACUGGGGGAGAACUUCUACGUACGGCAGGACGGCACCAGGUCGUACUUCUUCUCCAAAGAGUUUCUGGCUGAGCUCUUUGCGGACGCGGGCUUCCAGUCUGUUGCCAACGACUACGUCCUGAGAGAGACGGUCAACAAGAAGGAGGGGCUUUGUGUUCCCAGGGUGUUCCUGCAGAGCAAGUUCACCAAGCCUGACCAAUCAGACAGCUCCUGACGUCACAUGGUCGUCACUUGUCUCCUCAUGAAUCUCCAGAGACGAUCACGAGACUGAUGUGACCAGUUGAAACUUAACGGUGGAGAAGGUUCUUAUGUAGAACUGGUGACCUGAUCCUCACCGUGUUGGAUCUCUUUAGACCGUGAGGUGGGGGGGGUCUGGACCAUAACGCCUCCUCUGACUCGAGCCCUGACUCAUUGGAGCGGCUACUUCACCAUCAGAUGAAGACUUGUACUGGGAAUCUUAAAGAGGGAAAUACGUGGAACUUGUUUGUGCAUUCAGCCUCAGCCCUUAUCGCCAAAAGCUGAGUCUUGUGCUUUUUUCAAAGAUGACAUCUUGGUCUGUUUCUUCUACACGUAUGGUUCCUGUUUUUCAUCCUGAGAUAUUUGUAUUUUUCCAGUUUUGUACCAUUAGAAAUGUCAUCAACGCUGACUUUUCAGGACAUUUUUUCAAUCUCCCAUGAACAAACUCUUUUCCAGACAGUUUAUUUGGAGACUGGCAGGAAAAGUCCAGAAAAACAUCCAGAACGACUGAGUCAGACGUUUGCGUUCUGUCUUCGUUCUGUUUGACAUCUCGUGAAGGUGGUUAAAGAGGAAAGUGGUGUUUGAGUGUGUUGUCGGGACAAAAGGACCAAAGUUUCAACUCGAUGUACCUCAAACUUUUUCACUCAGUCCAAAAACAACUCUUGCAAUGACUCACAGGCUCCGACUGUAUGCGUGGCUUUAAACUUGAUUACGAAACUAUGCACGACCUACUGCAGUUUCCUGUCCUGUGGUCGGACAUGUGCAGCCUCUCUCUACUCGGGGUCACACCUUGUGCAUGAAAGCAAAGAAUCUACAGCCUCUUAUAUUAUGAGAUGGGAUGAAUCAUGUAAAUGCAAAUUGGACAGUAUCCUGGUUAAAGAUCAGAGGUAAAACAACAGAAUCGACUCUCAAACAGGGGACUUGCUCUGUGAAGAUGAGCUUUGUCCUUUUUACAGAUCACCAGAGUUUAGGUUCAUUCUGCUGCUUCUCGUGUGGCUCUCUGACCUUUUAGAAACCAAAAGCACAGAAGGAAACGGAACCAGGGCCGAGUGUUUCAAACACGCUUCAGCACUGAGAAUAAUUUUAGCUGCAGAUCAUUUCAGCAGCUUUUCACACCUCAGACCAGCCGACAGGAAAACCAGCAGGUUGAAGGUGUGGGCCGUCUCUAUAGAAAGUGACUCUACUUCUCACUUUAUAACCUCAGUAAACAUUAAGGAGUUUAUGUCUCUAGUUUCAAGUCUUCUUCAAAACAGCUGAUGUUCAUUUAUUAAGUGUAAGUUAGCUAUGUGUGGAUACUGAGUGAUGCUGACGUCUCGGUUGGUUCACACUCAAUGGAAUCAGAUUGCAGAGAAUGUUUUUUGGCAUAAGCCCCUUUUAUUGAUAUGACAGAGGUAAAGGGGGAG
This is a messenger RNA of Hippoglossus stenolepis (Pacific halibut), 2510 nucleotides long. RefSeq names its product methyltransferase 6, methylcytidine (gene mettl6). The record is from RefSeq and is a predicted model, not a curated record. The transcript is spliced from 5 exons. Bases 209 to 1084 code for a protein of 291 amino acids. NCBI's taxonomy places the organism in Eukaryota, Metazoa, Chordata, Actinopteri, Pleuronectiformes, Pleuronectidae.